Messenger RNA from Contarinia nasturtii (swede midge), 1253 nucleotides. Its product is annotated as choline-phosphate cytidylyltransferase B-like. Lineage: Eukaryota; Metazoa; Arthropoda; Insecta; Diptera; Cecidomyiidae. The transcript has 7 exons. The record is from RefSeq and is a predicted model, not a curated record. Gene Ontology annotation, molecular function: phosphatidylcholine binding; choline-phosphate cytidylyltransferase activity. Gene Ontology annotation, biological process: CDP-choline pathway. The coding region runs from base 57 to 989 and encodes 310 amino acids.
UAGCAGUGGAGUCACCAUUAACAGCUGAACGUUACGACAUAGCAUUUUAACCCAAGAUGAAGAUUUUUUUGUGCUUAUUUGCAAUCUUUGUGGUCAUUAGGGCACACCAUCCAACGGUGUCAUCUAGUAGCAGUGCGCCAGCUUCAUUUUGGGAUGACGCAGAUGCGAAAGUUGAACGUGAAACGUGUGAUUAUAAUAAAAAAAUUACAUUCGAUAUGGCAAAAUCUGGCAAUACACCUCGUCGGGUACGUGUAUAUGCCGAUGGUAUUUACGACCUUUUCCAUCAAGGACACGCAAAUCAACUCAUGCAGGCAAAAAAUCUCUUUCCAAACGUUUAUUUGAUUGUCGGAAUCUGCAACGAUACUUUGACUCACAGUCGAAAGGGCCGCACCGUAAUGAAUCAAAAAGAGCGAUAUGAAGGAGUGCGACAUUGUCGAUAUGUCGAUGAGAUUGUAACAGACGCUCCAUGGGAAUUGACCGAUGACUUUUUGACAUUGCAUAAAAUCGAUUUUGUUGCACAUGACGAAAUUCCGUAUACAAGUGGUAAUCAAAACGAUAUUUAUGCUAAAGUCAAAGAACGCGGGAUGUUUGCCGCUACUCAACGCACCGAAGGUGUAUCUACCUCUGAUAUAAUAACUCGAAUUGUAAAGGAUUACGAUAUAUAUGUACGCCGAAAUUUGGCACGAGGUUAUAGCGCCAAGGAAUUGAAUGUCGGUUUUUUGAAAGAGAAACAGUGCCAAUUCCAGAAUAAGGUCGAUGAACUUAGGAACAAAGGAAUGCGCGUUAUGAAUGAUGUCAAGGGUGAUUGUAUCACAAAAUGGGAAGAAAAGUCACGCAAUGCCAUCGAAACGUUUGUCUCAUUAUUUGGACGUGAUAACCUCAAUACAAUAACAAAUAUUUUGGAUAAAUCAAAAACACGACUAAUGCGAACUAUCAGCCCCGAACAUAAUCCAGGCACUUCUUCAAGCGGAAUUUCGGUUGCAUCGUAAUUAUCCUCACCAAGAAAAAUGUCUAUUAAAAUUCUGUCAACACUUUAGUCAAACACAAAUUAAAACAUCUGAAUGAAGCAACAGAACAAGACAUAAAAGAAUUCUUAAAAUUAUUUGUCAAUUGCAUCUCAACAUUUUUAAGAUCAAAAAUUUGACACCCACAUUUUUAAGACGAAUGGUGAAAAAAAAAAGAAACACAAACAAUUGUCUUUAGUUAAAUGAAGUUUAUUAAAUCGUUUUCCAUGUGUUUUUAUAAAAUCCGAA